AUGAGUUUCUUCAGUAAAAUAUUUGGGGGUAAAACGGAUGAAGCACCAAGUACGGGGGCUGCUAUCCAAAAACUACGUGAAACGGAGGAAAUGCUGAAUAAGAAACAAGCCUUUCUUGAAAAGAAAAUAGAACAAGAAAUUUUACUUGCUAAACAAAAUGCUGCUAAAAAUAAAAGGGCGGCUAUACAAGCAUUGAAAAGGAAGAAGCGUUAUGAAAAACAGCUGCAACAGAUAGAUGGAACCCUUACAACUUUGGAAUUACAAAGAGGAACACUAGAAGAGGCAGUAACGAAUACAGAUGUUAUACAAACUAUGAAAAAUGCUGCCGAUGCCAUUAAACAUGCUCACAAACAUAUGAAUGUUGAUCAAGUACAUGAUAUAAUGGAUGAUAUUGCUGAGCAACAAGAUGUAGCUAAUGAGAUAUCACAGGCCAUCAGCAACCCGAUUGGUUUUGGAGAGGAUAUUGAUGAAGAUGAAUUAAACAAGGAAUUAGAAGAACUUGAACAAGAAACACUUGAUAGUGAAUUACUUGAUAUCACUUUGCCUACAAACAAACUUCCUGAAGUACCAAAGGAAGCUGUAAAACCAAAACCAACUUCUUCCAAAAAAGCAGUUGAAGAUGAUGAAGACAUGAAGGCUUUAGCAGAAUGGGCCUCAUAAGGACAAAUUUUUCUGUCCUCAUAAUGUCCACAUAGUGUUUUGUUUACAAAAUCGAAUUGUCCAAAACAUUUUUAUUAAGAACGUUGCCUCAUUAUGAAUAAAUAAAUUGCUUUAACAUGUAAAUAACUUCAAAUGUAACAAUGAAUGAUUAAAAUAUCAAGAAAUGGAUAUUUUUCUAUAUUUUCUCAUAUUCAUUGUGAGAUUUAUGAUUAUUUUAUUAUUAUUUCUGUUAUUAUGCUUGUAUAACAUAGUUCUUGGUGAAUUAAAUAUUUUGCUAAUGGUAA
Harmonia axyridis is the source of this 944-nucleotide messenger RNA. RefSeq names its product charged multivesicular body protein 4b (gene shrb). Lineage: Eukaryota; Metazoa; Arthropoda; Insecta; Coleoptera; Coccinellidae. Gene Ontology annotation, cellular component: cytoplasmic side of plasma membrane; multivesicular body; ESCRT III complex. The record is from RefSeq and is a predicted model, not a curated record. The transcript has 4 exons. Gene Ontology annotation, biological process: vesicle budding from membrane; late endosome to vacuole transport via multivesicular body sorting pathway. Bases 1 to 660 code for a protein of 219 amino acids.